Molecule: messenger RNA, 699 nt
Organism: Ilyonectria robusta
Lineage: Eukaryota; Fungi; Ascomycota; Sordariomycetes; Hypocreales; Nectriaceae
Product: ankyrin repeat-containing domain protein
Exons: 1
Coding region: 1-699 (232 amino acids)
Molecular function (GO): protein binding
Source: RefSeq, a predicted model, not a curated record
AUGUCUUCAAUACGAUCCAUUCUCAACUACGUACCUUUUGAGCGAGUCAAGUUCGUUGUCGACUUAUCUCAGAAGUUCAUCGAUGAUCUCCAGCAUGUCAACGCCACAGAGGAGGAAGUAACCUUCCCCUUCAGCAUCUUUCCUCUUGAAAACUUUCAGUCUACUGGGAGCAGCUCCCCAUUGUAUUUUCCACGAGCUGACACUCGCCUAUCUGUCACUCCCCUCCACCUCGCUGCCGCCUAUGGUAGAGAGGAGGUCGUUACUCUACUAUUGAAUUUCUCGGAUGUCGAUAAACAGCCAGAAAAUGGUGGCGCCACCGCUCUUUUCCUGGCUCUCUACUGCGGGCACCUUGGCAUAGCUAAGUUGCUUUUGAAACGCGGAGCUCACCCGAAUGGCCCGUGCAGCUUUAACGGCCUGCAUGCCGCGGCAAGGCGAGGAUUUGGGGAGGAGAUUACCAAGUUUGUUCAAGAUUUUGAGGUUGAAGUUGACAUCGAAGAUAUGGAUGGGGCGACGCCUGUUGUAUAUGCUCUCCAGCUUCCAGAAAAGGAGGCAUUAGAAACUAUUUUACUUCUGUUCAACUUAGGAGCAAAGAAGGAUACUAUAGUUGGAGAUGGCUGCUGGACAUACGCUGAUCUCGCUAGAUCGAUGGGCAAGGAGGACCUGGCAACUUGGUUGGAGAGUGUAGCAGACGAUUCAUAG